UAUUUAUUAAUGUUUAACCAACCGACUCACAAAUUCACCCCUAGCUAAAAAUCCAAAAAAUGAAUAAAAUUUUACAUGUAUGCAGCAAAUAACACAUUUUAAUUCUGAGAACUUUGCUGUGGAUAUGUCUGCUGAUUCAGUAACUUUUUGCUUUUUGUCUAAGAUUGCAGCUGCAAUGAGAAACAUGAUAAGAUUUUGUGAAUGCAUCAAUGCGUGUGAGGGAAGCGCAUGCAAAUGUUCUCUCUGUGCAUUCUGCAGACUCUCUAAUAGGUGUUUCCAUUUCUCUUCAUCAGAUAACACAACCACAGAUCGUUCAUCUGGACUGGAAUCAGCUCUCAAACACAUUCACACAUUCUCUCUGGUCGUCUACUGUGUGAUUAUUAUGGUUGGGACAGUGGGAAAUGGUCUGGUCAUCUAUGUGACCGGCUUCAAGAUGAAGAAAACUGUCAACUCUGUGUGGUUUUUCAACUUGGCUCUGGCUGACUUCCUUUUCACAGCGUUCCUGGUGUUUACAGCAGUUUCUCUCUCUCAGCAGCACCACUGGCCUUUUGGACAGUCUAUGUGCAAACUCAACAACUUUGUGAGCUUGGUCAACAUGUUUGCUAGCGUCUUUUUUCUGAUGGCCAUAAAUCUGGAUAGAUGCCUGACCACAUGGGUGGUGGUGUGGGCACAAAACGAGCGCACCGUCCUUAAGGCUCAAAUCAUCAGUGCUGUAAUCUGGUUGGCUGCAGGGAUCUGUAGCACACCUUAUGCUUGCUUUCGCAUUGUGAUCUACCAGGACAAUGGCACCCAGUGCGUUUACAAUUCUACCAUGCAACAAAGACGGACUCUGUACACUUUCCGCUUUGUUGUGGGCUUCCUCAUCCCAUUCUUAGCAAUAUUUCUCUCUUAUCUGGCAAUAGGAAUACGUUCCAAGCGUCUGCAAAAUGUGAGGAAACACUUAUCUCACCGUGUAAUUGUUUUCAUCAUUGUUGCAUUCUUCAUCUGCUGGUUGCCAUUUCAUGUUAUGAGUUUUAUAGAAUUAGCUUCCAGCAAUAAACAGGAGCUUUUGAAGAUUGUUAAGAUUGGAGGUCCUUUGACUCUGAGUCUAGCUUUCAUGAACAGCUGCCUGAACCCCAUCCUCUACGUUUUCAUCCGAGAUGACUUCCAAAAUCAGCUUCAUCAGUCUGUGUGCUUUGUUGUAGAGAAUGCCCUGGCGGAGGAUCUUUCGGCAUCUGCAUCUUCUCGUUUCUUGUCACCACAGUUGUUACGGGCUGAUAGAAAAUCAAAGUCCUCUGUUCCUGUCUAGGAGAAAUAUGUAGGAAUAUUACUAGAGAUCUAGAAUGUAUUGCAAUGUAUGUAUAGAGAAAACAUGCAUGUGAUUUUUUUUUUGCGUCAUUUAGUUUUUGAUGUUUUUUCAACUGUCGGUGACUUUAUUGUGUGUGAUUUCCUUAAAUGUUAAGUCUUCAAAGAAUAUAUUGGUAACAUGUUGCGAUUUAUAGUCUAAGUUGACAAUCUGCACACCACAUUAGCUUAGACUAUUUAAAGUAAAAAUUUGAAGACUCUCUCUAUGGAUCUGUAUGCUAAACUGCCUAAAAUGUUUCAUAUUUUAGGAUGCUGCAUGGUAUAGCAGCAGAGAUGGUUCCUUUUAUACAGAGAAUAUCACUAUAA
Molecule: messenger RNA, 1650 nt
Organism: Gambusia affinis (western mosquitofish)
Lineage: Eukaryota; Metazoa; Chordata; Actinopteri; Cyprinodontiformes; Poeciliidae
Product: C3a anaphylatoxin chemotactic receptor-like
Exons: 1
Coding region: 80-1288 (402 amino acids)
Biological process (GO): complement receptor mediated signaling pathway; inflammatory response; positive regulation of cytosolic calcium ion concentration
Cellular component (GO): plasma membrane
Molecular function (GO): complement receptor activity; G protein-coupled receptor activity
Source: RefSeq, a predicted model, not a curated record